This is a messenger RNA of Cryphonectria parasitica EP155, 1732 nucleotides long. RefSeq lists its product as uncharacterized. The transcript has 3 exons. The record is from RefSeq and is a predicted model, not a curated record. Bases 1 to 1650 code for a protein of 549 amino acids. NCBI's taxonomy places the organism in Eukaryota, Fungi, Ascomycota, Sordariomycetes, Diaporthales, Cryphonectriaceae.
AUGGGGUAUGAAGAUGAUCUGCUCAACAUUAUUCGCACGUAUGAUGUGCCUGUCGACCCGGCGGCCCUCAGCUCUGCCUUGGAAGAUGAGGGCCAGAGGGAACUGUUAUUUGAGUGGGUCAAGUCGCACUUGACGCCAGACACAUUGCUCACCAAGGACGAGCUGAACUCAUACCAGCUUCUCAAGCGCAAUGGAAAGGCGGACGACCUGGUGGCCGCAGCAGACCUCUCCGCCGUCCAUGCCCUCAAUGAUCAGGAGAUAUGCGAUGCUAUCGAGGAGCUCAACCGCUCCACCAGCGCCAUCAACAAGCAGACAGAGGCCCUUGUGCAACAGCAGGACGCAUUGUCUCGCCUGAUAUCCAGCAGCGGCACGGCUGUAGACGCUCGAUCCAACCUCGAGAUCAAACAGAUUCACAAAUGGGAGUCUGAUCGCCAGGCUCUGAAUACCGCGGUCGAGCUCUUGCUCCAGAGUUUGGACUAUCGCGUGUCGGAGCUCGAGCAGCAGAAUACAGCCUCUCGCGACGAAGUGGUGAGCAUCGUCGAUAGUGUGCUUCACACUGACGACAAGCUUCUGUCCAGCCUCCAGAAGCUCGGAUGGGAGCUCGACGCGGAGGACACAGAGGAGACGGAGAGCGUGACCAAACUGCGUGAGAUAUGUGCCAGACUGAUCAAAUACACUGUAGAGUGUAUCCGCACCAAGCUCGACCGUGUCUUCUUGGAAAGCCUGGGAUCUGCUCAGAAGCCGAUUCAGACAGACGAAGAUACUGCCGGGGAAGACAUCGCGGCACAACAGGAAGAGCUGGAAGAGCUCUACGCAGAGGUCCUACCGGUGGCACAGAUGUCUGUCGAGCAGCAAUGUUUAGAACCUUCUCUUCGAUCUCUGUCUGCCAAGAAUUCCAACAGUGCUGGCCGCUCCUCCGAGGCUUUAGAAUAUAUCAUUGACUGUCUCGAAUUUCUUCUUGAUCGGAUCAAGCGCGUGUCCGCGCGUGUGUCUACUUUUAAGGAACACGAGUUGGUAGCUUCCAGCGUCGUUGCGACCGCAAAGACCGAGCUCUCAACUCCAGUAUCUUCACGUCCUAGCCGCCGUGGCACCGCCAACUCCAGCACUUCUCCAGCUCGCCGGCCUCGAUCCCUCAUCAUGGAUGGCAUCGUGACCCCCACAACACCUCGUGUCACGGCCGGAGGCACCAAGACGAAAGGGUUCUCAUCUGGUGGUACAGCGUAUAGCUCCCCCGUGGAUCACCUCCUCAGCGAGCUUGCUGUCUUUCUCCCAGUAUCAGAUGACCCGUCCAAAAGCACCGCUCAAGCACAGGCCUCCUUCCUCUCCGCUGCGCUUGCGCACCGGGCCCGCAAAUCCGCUGAGGUCUCCCGCAACGUUCAGUCCGCCUUCGAAAGCUCCGUGUCGUCCUGCCUAUCCGAUGCACGCACAGCAGUCCAGCUCAUCCGCGACUCGGUGCUGGCAGAGAGCUCCUUCGCUGAAGUAUACCUGGUCGAUCCAGGAAUAGAAGCAUCAAUCGGGGUGCUGGCACAGGAGGUGCAUAAAGUUGCGAGUCGCCUGGAAAGUGUAGAUAGGGAGGCUGCAGUGCUGGUCAAGGGACGGAAUGUCAAGAGAGAAGAGAUUGUGAAUCGAUGGGGUCGAAAGGCAACAUGAUCUCCGUUGAGCUGAAGUUAUUGUCGAUUGUUCUCCCUGAAGUGGGAUUUAUCAGGCAAAAUCCAACUAUUUGAUGGGGAAG